CGCAAACCAAGCGUGCUUGGUCACAAACCGGGCCGGGCAUCAUUGGGAGAAAGGAAGAAUUGCUGAUUAAUCAACGCUGAAUGAGUUUUCAGAAAUCACCUACUUUAUUAAUUUAUUCCCCAUCGUAGCUAGUACGUGUUCCUGUACACCACAUAAACGAAGGGUUUUGUGACACAGCGCAAUUGUUUAGGUGUCUGAGGUUUGCGCCAGCAUGUCUGUGUCUGUGAUCAUUAAAUGGGGUGGACAGGAGUACUCCAUCAGUACACUCUCUGAAGAGGACACUGUGCUGGACCUCAAGCAGUCUAUCAAGUCCCUGACUGGGGUUCUUCCAGAGAGACAGAAACUCCUAGGAUUAAAAGUCAAAGGUAAACCAGCAGAGGAUGACAUGAAGCUGGGCUCACUGAAGCUCAAACCCAAGACCAAGAUCAUGAUGAUGGGCAGCAGAGAGGAGAGUCUGGAAGACGUUUUAGCACCUCCCCCAGAGAAUGAUGACGUUGUCAAUGACUUUGACAUUGAAGAAGAGGUGAUUGAAGUAGAGAACAGAGAGGAGAACUUGGCCAAGAUAGCCCGCCGUGUCAAAGACUACAAAGUGGAGGAGAUGAACCCACCCAGGGAAGGAAAGAGGCUGCUAGUACUAGAUGUGGACUACACCUUGUUUGAUCACAAGUCAUGUGCAGAGACAGGUCAAGAACUCAUGAGGCCUUUUCUCCAUGAGUUCUUGACCUCUGCGUUCGAAGACUAUGACAUUGUAAUUUGGUCUGCCACGAGUAUGAAGUGGAUUGAUGCUAAAAUGAAAGAGCUAGGAGUGACAGACAACCCUAACUACAAGAUCACCUUCAUGCUGGACAGUGCAGCCAUGAUCACCGUGCACACACCUAAGAGGGGUGUAGUGGAGGUGAAGCCUCUCGGGGUGAUAUGGGGAAAGUACAGUGAGUUCUACAGCAAGAGGAACACCAUCAUGUUCGACGACAUUGGCAGAAAUUUCCUCAUGAACCCACAGAACGGACUGAAGAUUCGUCCAUUCAUGAAAGCGCACUUAAACCGUGAGAAAGACAAAGAGCUCUUCAAACUGUCUCAGUAUCUUAAAGAGAUUGCCAAACUGGAGGACUUCUCUUUUCUCAACCACAAGCAUUGGGAGAGGUAUCUGUCAAAGAAACAGAGCCAGUGAGCGCAUUGUUGUGGAUAUGUGAAGGGAUGGUCAUUCCUCAACCAGGAACAGUGCUGGACACUGAAGCCCUCACCAAACUACUACUGCCUGUUUCUGAACUGGGAGCGGUUUCCCAUUGUAUGGCUUGUUCUUUGAUUUCUGUUCUUCCCCAUCAUCUCUGAAAUCCUUUGUUUACCUUCAGUAUAACAGUUCUGUCACCUAUCCAUAAACCCGGGAGACACACGGUAAGUACUGUACACAUACCGGUACACAGUUUACAUUCAAUGGUUUUUGUUAGGUUUCAUCCAAUCGCUCUUUCAGAGUAGUGACUCCUAUCAUCUGUAGCUAUAUGAACAUGUUCUAUACUGAUACCGUUGCAUAUUCUCUUUCUCUACCCCCGGCUCUCUCCCUUAUGGCACCAUACCAAGUAGAGAUGGUGAAGCUAGCACAGGAACUGACUUUUACUGAGUGCACCUGACACUGAGGUAGAGUUGAUCAGACUUAACUAACCAGUGAGGUGGAUUAGGCCUCUAUUUGGAUGAUGUCCAUAUGCUGCUGCUUGUCACAGAGGUCAUUUCAGAAGGAGAGGGAAGAUGUUGUCCAACAGGCAGUUUAGUUUAUGUCAUUGUGUACUGACAUCAGCUAUGCCUGCCUGGAAAUAACAUCUACAGUGCCUUCAGAAAGUCUUCACACCCUCCUCCACAUUUUGUUGUUACAGUCUUGAGUUUAAAAUGGAUUUACGUAAAGAUUUUGUCACUGGCCGACACACAUUACCUGAUGUCUGAAUCUAAAUCUUAUUUAAAUUUAUAUUUAAAAAAAAUAAAAAUGAAAAUCUGAAAUGUCUUGAAUUAGUAAGUAUUCAACCCCUUUUAUGGCAAGCCUAAAGUUCAGGAGUAAAAAUGUUCUUAACAAGUUGCAUGGA
This is a messenger RNA of Oncorhynchus gorbuscha (pink salmon), 2069 nucleotides long. RefSeq names its product ubiquitin-like domain-containing CTD phosphatase 1. The record is from RefSeq and is a predicted model, not a curated record. Gene Ontology annotation, molecular function: protein serine/threonine phosphatase activity; protein binding. Gene Ontology annotation, cellular component: nucleus. The transcript is spliced from 11 exons. Gene Ontology annotation, biological process: protein dephosphorylation. The coding region runs from base 212 to 1168 and encodes 318 amino acids. Lineage: Eukaryota; Metazoa; Chordata; Actinopteri; Salmoniformes; Salmonidae.